Mauremys reevesii (Reeves's turtle) is the source of this 2785-nucleotide messenger RNA. Its product is annotated as maestro heat-like repeat family member 5. The transcript has 12 exons. The coding region runs from base 120 to 1454 and encodes 444 amino acids. The record is from RefSeq and is a predicted model, not a curated record. Gene Ontology annotation, cellular component: cytoplasm. NCBI's taxonomy places the organism in Eukaryota, Metazoa, Chordata, Testudines, Geoemydidae.
GGAGGUCCACCAGAGCCGCGGGACCAGCGACCGGCAGAACGCCCCCCGUCACGUGCCGCCGUGCUUGGGGCGGCGAAAUUGCUAGAGCUGCCCCUGGCGGCAAUGUGUCUCUGGCUGCAAUGAGGAUCAUUUACGAGGUCCUUUUCCUAUGGGGAUACCGAGAAGCCAUCCUGGAAAUGUAUCCCCAGAUGCUCAUCCUCUGCGUCAGGCAAGUGCAGUAUGUGAUGGAUCUGCACUUGCCAGGGACCUACAUGGCCAGCACGACAUCCAGCCCCGAGGAGGGAUCCAGCCGCCUCGACCCCCUAAGCAUGUCGGUGGAGGCUGUGAAGACUCUCUUUUCAAUGCCUGGAUACUGGAAGGAAUUUGCCAGCAUCCAAUUUCAGCAGGGUUGGGACAUGAUAUCUUCACGAUAUUACUACUCGCAGGGUGUUGGCCUGAUUGCAAGAGCCAUGAUCGAGUUUGAGAACCCUCAGCUCCCUGCAGUCUUCAGAGAGGCCGUCACCAUUGUCCAGAGUGAGAAGGAGGAGAAGCAGAGAAAUAUUGCCAUGACUUUCUGCACUGAGUUUCUCCAGAGUCCUUCCAUUGAGACAAUACUGACAAAAUCAGAGCUCCAGGCGCAGCUCAUGGAAUGGACCCAAGAUAAAAAUCCAGUUGUACGUCGGCUCAGUCUGCGAGGCCUUGGCAGUAUUGUGCUCCAGCCAAAAAAGGUGCAAUCGUUACGAGCCCAGCUGCCAGCGAUCAUGGACAUGUUCUGUGACAGGGAUGGAGUGUGUGUCAUGGGGGCCAUGCAUAAAGCUGGAGACAUCAUCUACCUCCUGGAUGGGGAGGGGCUUGGCUCCAUCUCCCAGGACAUUGCAGUCAGCCUUCGCCCCUUCAUUGAUGACGAGAGGGGCAGUGUGCGCUCCGCUGCCAUUUUACUGCUUGGCAACGUGGUGAGCAGCGUGAAGGACCCGGACAAACCCAUGGUGCAGCAGGAAAUGAUCCACUGCUUGGUCCCGCUGCUGCUGCAUCUUGAAGACCAGGAUGAGAGUGUGACACUGAGAUGCAAACUGACGCUUUUCCGCUGCACAGUGUUUCUCAGGUGGGCUCAUUUGAAGACGCUGUUCCGCAGCAUGGCCUGGGAUGGCUCCUCACAGCUCCUGAAGUGUGCCUGGAAGUGCUUGAUGCAGAACAACAAAAGCCACAUCCCCAAAUUCCUGUUCCAGGCUUUAGAGUACCUGGAAAGCUCACAGACAACAAUCAGACAUUCUGCAGCCCUGUUCAUUGGAAAUACUAUCCAUCAUUACUGUGACUUGUUGUCUGAAACAGUGAAUGAAGAUGGCAUCUCCCGCCUGUAUGAAGCUUUUCAGGAAGUGCCUUUGAUAUCUGACAGGACCACAGGGCACAUCCUCAAUAGAUAUUACAAAUGGCUGCAGAAGCUUGGAAAUCUCGUGUCGGGUUCCACAUUUGACUAGGGAAGCGAGACCGACACAGAAGACCUCUUUGUCCUGCUAUGACAUCUAGAGGCUAACAGGAGCCAACUGAGCCCACCACUGAUCACAUCUCUUGGGAGACGCCAAAGCAGCUGUUGCAUGGGAAGGAGGAGACAGAAGAGGCAGAGCAGGAUGUGCCGGGGUGCACCAGUCACACAUAACCCCACAGUCUAGGCGGAAGAAGCCAAGCCCCUCCCCAGCCCUGCCGGACAUGCUACACCACUGUGAAAGGGAGCAGCUCAGCUCAGUCUAGACAGAUGCCAAAAAUGGAGGAUGCACAUUGUAGGCUCCAGUCCAGAAGCAGCUGAAGCCCCUGACUGCAGAGCCCCGAGGUGCCGAGACCCAACCCCAUCCCUGGGUGCCUGCAGACGUGCAAGGGAGCUCGCAGUCUCUGGGAGUUUCCCACGCUGGGAGCCCAGAGACCCCCAGCCCCAUGGCCUAGAGACAUCUCGUAGGAAGUAACCUGGGAGAACUAGCCUCUGUCAUGCUGAGUGACAUCAGAUGUUCUGGUUGGAUCCCCACUGACCUAAUGCCAAACACAUUGGCCAUGGACAAGGCCCUGGGCUAGGACCCGGGAGGGAGUAACAAGGGCCUGGGUCCCCCUGCCCCGGCCACCAUCCAUCCUUGGGUGGCAGCCCACCUCCUCAACGUGCCACUAGACUAUACAGUCCCAAGAAGAGGGGCAGCCAUCUUGUCUCUGAACUGUCAGCCAAACAACCCUGCGCUGAAGGGCAGCGAUAUUGACUCUGGCCGUUGCACUGAGGGAGAGAGCAGCCAUAUUUUCUGUAGCCAUCGGGCCACACAGGCAUGAGAGACAGGAUAGCAGCACAGACUCUGGUCUCUGGGCUACACAGCCCCACCGGAGAGGACAAACGCACGGACUCUGGUCGUUGGGCCACACAGCCCCGACGGAGAGGGCGGCCGCACUGACUCUGGUCGCUGGGCUACACAGCCCUGAGUGGGAGGGUGGCCGCACUGACUCUGGUCGUUGGGCCACACAGCCCCGACGGAGCGGGCGGCUGCACGGACUCUGGUCUUUGGGCCCCACUGCCCCGACGGAGAGGGUGGCUGCACGGACUCUGGUCGUUGGGCCACACAGCCCCGACGGAGAGGGCGGCCACUUGUACUCUGGUCGUUGGGCCACACAGCCCCGACGGAGAGGGCAGCCGCAUGGACUCUGGUCUUUGGGCCCCACUGCCCCGACGGAGCGGGCGGCCGCACUGACUCUGGUCGUUGGGCCACACAGCCCCGACGGAGCGGGUGGCUGCACGGACUCUGGUCGCUGGGCCACACAGCCCCAACAGAGAGGGCAG